UUAAUGUAUAUAUAUACUAACGGUGGUGGUAGCGAUUCCCAAAUUUGAUUUAGGGUUCUUCUUCUUCCUCCUGCAACAACAAUGGCGGACCUCGAUCAUUACUUCUCCAUUUGCCUUCUUCUUCUCCUAUUGUUAGUGUUUCCGCUCGUGCUGGUUUUCAGAAGCUUAUCUGACUCGUCUUCUUCGUCGAGAUUGCAGGUUCCGAUUGCGUACCCUAUCUUCGGCUCCAUUUUCCAAAUCUGGAAGAACAAGGAACGGCGAGUGCAAUGGAUCGCCGACAUUGUUAAUUCCACCCCGAAUCUGACGUUCACGCUUCACCGGCCGUUUGGUUACCGCCAAAUCUUCACCGGAAACGCCGCGAACGUGGAGCACAUGCUCAAGUCGCACUUCCAUAACUACCACAAAGGCGAGGCGUUCCGCCGCACGCUGGCGGAUUUUCUCGGCGGAGGAAUUUUCAACGCCGACGGAGAUAAUUGGAAGUUCCAGAGGCAGGUUAGUAGCCACCAGUUCAGCGCAGGAUCGCUUCGCAAAUUUGUGGAAACCGUCGUUGAUUCGGAGAUCGGAAAUCGUUUAAUUCCGGUGAUGGCAAACGCCGCCGCGAGCAGCUCCGUCCUCGAUCUGCAAGACGUUCUUCAGAGAUUCGCUUUCGACAACAUCUGUAUCAUCGCCUUCGGUUACGAUCCGUCGUACCUGUCGCCGUCGCUUCCGGUGGCGGAAUUCGCCGUCGUCUUCGACCAGUCUCUGAAAUUAAUCAGCGAAAGGUUCAAUUCCAACAUUCCUUUCACCUGGAAGAUCAAAAGAGCUCUCGGCGUCGGAAAAGAGAAGCAGUUGAAGAUCAAAGUCGGUGAGGUUCGCAAAUUCGCUAAGAGAAUUACCAGGAAGAAGAUUCUAGAACUCUCUCGAAACUCCGAUCUCGCAUCAGAGGAUCUCCUUACCAGAUUUUUACAGUCAGGUCACUCCGACGAAGACCUAAUCACCGACGUAGUGAUCAGCUUCAUAAUCGCCGGCCGGGACACUACAUCGGCGGCGUUAACCUGGUUCUUCUGGCUGAUCCACAAUCAUCCAGAGAUUGAAACAGAGAUCAUCACAGAAAUCAACGAGCUCUCAGAGAAACCGAUCUACGACGGCGUGAAGAACAUGAUCUUCACCCACGCAUCCCUCUGCGAAGCAAUGCGUCUGUAUCCACCGGUGCCGGUGAGCACCAAAUCGGCGAUAAACGACGACGUUUUGCCGGACGGUACGGUGGUGAAGAAAGGUACGAGAAUAAGCUACCAUCCGUACGCGAUGGGGAGGUCGGAGAAGGUUUGGGGUUCCGAUUGGGCGGAGUUCCGCCCUCGGCGGUGGCUGCAGGCGGCGGAGGACGGCGGCGCCGGAAAAUGGAGGUUCGUCGGAAGGGAUUCGUUCACGUAUCCGGUCUUCCAGGCAGGGCCUAGGGUUUGUUUGGGGAAAGAGAUGGCUUUCCUGCAGAUGAAGCGGGUGGUCGCCGCCGUGCUGCGGCGGUUUAAGGUGGCUCCGGCGGCGGAAGCGGCGGAGCCGGUUUAUGUGUCGGACUUUACGUCCAAAAUGAAGGGAGGAUUUCGCGUAAGGGUUGAAGAAAGGACUGAAUAGAAGCGUAUUUGAAAGGCGCUUUUUACGUUAGCGCGCUUUUAGAACAAUAGAUAAAAAACGCCAAAAGGUCGUAUACAUAUUAUAUAUUCCAUCCGUCUCAUAUCUAUAUAUCCAUUUGCUUUUUCCA
Messenger RNA from Andrographis paniculata, 1735 nucleotides. Its product is annotated as cytochrome P450 94A2-like. The record is from RefSeq and is a predicted model, not a curated record. Gene Ontology annotation, molecular function: monooxygenase activity; heme binding; oxidoreductase activity, acting on paired donors, with incorporation or reduction of molecular oxygen. The coding region runs from base 82 to 1608 and encodes 508 amino acids. NCBI's taxonomy places the organism in Eukaryota, Viridiplantae, Streptophyta, Magnoliopsida, Lamiales, Acanthaceae. The transcript has a single exon.